CCACCAAAUUGGCGGGCCUCAGCUGCGAUCAGUUCUCAUUUUCUCGACCGCUUCUCGGCCCUGUUUGCUGGGUCUACAGCGGCGUCAACAAGAAGCCACCUUAACUUUACUGCUGCAUCUUCUAUUUUGACUUUUUAAAAAAGUCUACCCAUUCAUUACUUUGUUUACGCGACUUGGUUACCCCCGGAACCCGGCCUAAUCAAUCUUCGGCACUGGCUCGAAUAUCAAGCCGAAAAUCACCUUUGCAGUCGGCGUGCUGCCACGCCUGCUGCAGGUCACUGAUGCUGCUAGGCUGAGUAUGUCUGCCUUCCCUUGAUCAGCACGCGGAAGGCUUUCCUCGACUAGUUUCAAUAUUUGGAGGAAUUGAGUUUGUCAGGUCAAUAUAGAGAGAGCCCUUGUAUCAGCGGCCUCGAAAUACCGAGUAGAUCAAGAGGAAUACAAUAGUCCUACAAAAUGUCCGACCAUGACGAGAUUGCCUCUGGCUCGGGUUAUAACACCCCCGUCCCAGAGCUCGAUGACCACCGCAACCAGAUCUCAUCCUCUCAGAAGCUUGAGCGCCCGCGCCGUGGCACCGUUGAUACCCUAUACGGAUCCCGCCAGCAUUUACAGCCGGCUGCUCCCUAUUCACCAUCUGACGUCCGAGUUCGAGAUUUCGAAGAAGCAGUACUAGACGAAGAUGAUGAAGGCGUGUCACCUUUGACGCCUCACAGCCGCAGGCUUACUUUCAACUCCACCAACGAGCAGCAGCGUGCCGUGUCCCCCCCAAAUUCAGUCAAAGCGUUUGCAGAGGCACGCCGCCGCGAACGGGCCCUUUCCAUCACAGACGGCCGUGCGCAGAAAUCUGAGGAGGGUGAUACUCUUCAGCGAACCUAUUCUUCCACUAGCCGCAACAGCCACCUGAGCCAACGCUCUGGCCGUAGCAAACCUGGCACUUUCCUUGCCGACGACGGAGCAAGUUUAGCAACCAACAAGACUGCUGAGGAUGAUGUGUGCUUUCCCGUACAAGAAGAGCAUCGCCGUGACCAGUUACAUAUCGACUUCGACUACCUCGAGAAUUUCAUCGCAUCCGAAAAUGCCGCGCGCAGGGAAAGCUUCGACGCCCAGGAAGCUGUUCGAGUAUUCCCAAAUCUAAGACAAACCUCAACAGCUCCACCCCCACCCAUGAUUACUGUCGAUGGCGACUUUGUUAAUAUUCCGUAUGGAUCGUCCGAUAUUGAACACGAGAAGAUGUCACAAGCUCCCGAAUUACAAGAAGCAACGCCAAAACCGAUCGAUAAAGAGCACCUAGACCCCAAUCGUUUCAGCUUCUUCUCUUCCGCAUGGGAAUCUACCAUUCAUGCCGCUGAAUUCGGAGAUUUGGUUCUUCCUGGCGAGGAUCUGCGCGGUCUCUUUACUCUACCUCGAGACGAACCGGAUGGUGUCUGGUGGUUAAAUGUCAACAGGCCCUCCGAAGAGGAGGUGCGGGCUCUGUGUAAGGCCUUUGGGGUGCAUCCCCUAACAAUUGAGGAUAUCACAACUCAGGAGCCCCGGGAGAAAAUCGAAAUUUUUCCAUCGUAUUAUUUUGCAUCAUUCCGAUCUUUCAAUGUCGUCCAAGACGAUGAUGGUCCCGACUACGAGCCGUACAAUAUUUAUGUCGUGGUUUUUCGCGAAGGUACCCUUAGCUUCAGCUUUGUUCCGAACACCCACGCCUCUCUCGUCCGAAAGAGAAUCUCGAGCCUAAAGGACUACGUUUCCCUGAGUAGUGAUUGGAUCUGCUACGCUCUGAUUGAUAAUAUCGUCGAUUCGUUCGCACCUGCGAUCGAUAGGGUGGAGUCGCUCACUAUGUCCAUCGAAGACUCGAUCUUUGUCGCUCGACCAACCGAUAACAAUCUGUUCUUGCGCAAGCUUGGCAGUGUCCGUAAGAACACUCUAGCUCUCAUGCGAGGACUUGGAGGCAAGGCCGACAUCUUGAAGGGUUUCACCAAACGCUGCAACGAAGACUACAAAGUUACACCACGGAUGGAUAUAGGCAUGUACCUCGGUGAUAUCCAAGACCACGUGGUAACCAUGAUGACCAACCUCACCCAUUUCGAGAAGAUCCUAUCUCGUGCUCACAGCAACUACAUCGCCCAGUUGACCAUGGAUAGUAUUACGCAAGGAACGGAGACUAAUGCAGGGCUGAGCAAGAUUACGUUUUUGGCUACUAUUAUUGUGCCACUCAACGUCGUCACAGGUCUAUUCGGCAUGAACGUUCAUGUGCCUUUCCAAAACAUUGAAAAUAUCAAUGCGUUCCUUGCCAUCUUGGGGUGCCUUAUCUUCUUCUGUGCGACAUGUUUGAUCAUCGCUCGCAGAAUACGGCUUAUCUAGAGGAUUUAGCUAAGCGGGCGAUCUCAAGGCAUAGAACCAGUAGUAGGAGAUGGGAUUUGUGUUUUCGCUCAACCAUCAACGUUGUUAUGGUCGCGGCUCUCGAU
Messenger RNA from Daldinia caldariorum, 2450 nucleotides. RefSeq names its product cora-domain-containing protein. The transcript has 2 exons. The record is from RefSeq and is a predicted model, not a curated record. Gene Ontology annotation, biological process: intracellular magnesium ion homeostasis; magnesium ion transmembrane transport. Gene Ontology annotation, cellular component: plasma membrane. Gene Ontology annotation, molecular function: magnesium ion transmembrane transporter activity. The coding region runs from base 454 to 2346 and encodes 630 amino acids. Lineage: Eukaryota; Fungi; Ascomycota; Sordariomycetes; Xylariales; Hypoxylaceae.